Notothenia coriiceps (black rockcod) is the source of this 1390-nucleotide messenger RNA. It is a transcript of the gene hapln2, whose product is annotated as hyaluronan and proteoglycan link protein 2. The annotation marks the transcript as partial. The record is from RefSeq and is a predicted model, not a curated record. Lineage: Eukaryota; Metazoa; Chordata; Actinopteri; Perciformes; Nototheniidae. Gene Ontology annotation, biological process: cell adhesion; skeletal system development; glial cell differentiation. The transcript is spliced from 4 exons. Gene Ontology annotation, cellular component: synapse; perineuronal net. Gene Ontology annotation, molecular function: hyaluronic acid binding.
AUUGAUUCCGGUUCUUCCACAGUUACCUCGAAGCUGAAGUACCUCUUGGAGCCUCCGGUUUACGCAGAGGUCGUCGCUCUAAGAGGACAAAACGCCACCCUGCCGUGUAUCAUCAGAACCAAACCCAGACAUUACAAAGUGAAGUGGACCAAGCUGGAGCCGGAGAACGUGGGGCGGGAAAACAUCAUCAUGAUCUCUAACGCACAAGCCUUUAAACCGUACGGCCAUCUUGGAGCGCGAGCGUCUCUCCGGAGAUCUCACAGCAUGGACGCCUCGCUGCAGAUCAGACGCCUCCUGCUGGACGACGGGGGGAAGUACCGCUGCGAGCUGGUGAACGGCAUCGAGGACGAGAGCGUGGUCAUUACUCUGAGGAUAGAAGGAGUUGUGUUUCCGUACCAGAGUGAAGACGGCCGCUACAGAUUGACUUUCCACGAGGCGAAGGAGGUUUGUGCCGAGCAAGACGGCAUCUUAGCUUCAUACCACCAGCUGUACAGAGCGUGGACGGAGGGUCUGGACUGGUGUAACGCCGGCUGGCUGCAGGACGGCACGGUUCAUUACCCCAUUAUCCAGCCCCGACCCGCAUGCGGAGGAGAGCUGCUCCCCGGCAUCCGCAGUUAUGGAGCGAAAGAUAAGAAUCAGGAUCGGUUUGACGCUUUCUGCUUCACCUCGCAGACUUCUGGCUCCGUCUCCUUCGUCUCGGGGUCUUUCUCCUUUGAACAGGCCGGGCACGCAUGUCAGCGUCAGGGAGCGGAGUUGGCGCUGGUCGGCCAUCUUUACUCCGCCUGGCGUUUCCAAAACUACGACCAGUGUGACGGCGGAUGGCUGAGAGACGGCAGCGUACGGUUUCCCAUCAGCAACCCCCGGGAACUCUGUGGAGGAAUCCCUGAAGCCGGGGUGCGCUCGUUUGGAUUCCCCAACAAGAUGAAGCCUCUGUUUGGCGCCUAUUGCUACAUGUAGCCCGAAAAUAAGAAGAAAUUCGACAGCAGGGCAACUUAGAGAUCGAGUUUAAGCAGGAAAACAUGUCCCAGAAUUCACUGCUAAGCAUAAACAAGUUGAUCUGCCAACAAAAAGUCCUGAGAAAGAUCUCAGCUACGAUGAUACGGACAGUAAUGGAGAAAUAUGAGGUUGAAUUCAAAUGUUAAUGUCUUUAAAAAUGAAAAAGUCAUUAUUUAAUCUAGUUUAAUUUUCUUUUUAGGUAUGGUGGCCGGUGCUACAACAAACCAAAACACUUCCACUUCCACUUAGUGGAUUAUAAAGAUGGACAACUGUCUCUGCCUCAUAACUUUAAGUGUUUGUCAGUAUAUCUGAAAGGACUAGGUUAGCUACAUUAGCUAUGUAGCUUACAGCAGAUCUGCAGAUCAGAAGGAGUCAUGUGAUCACAUUGUUAAAA